Penicillium nucicola is the source of this 7197-nucleotide messenger RNA. RefSeq names its product type II myosin. The transcript has 4 exons. The record is from RefSeq and is a predicted model, not a curated record. Gene Ontology annotation, molecular function: ATP binding; cytoskeletal motor activity; actin filament binding. NCBI's taxonomy places the organism in Eukaryota, Fungi, Ascomycota, Eurotiomycetes, Eurotiales, Aspergillaceae. Gene Ontology annotation, cellular component: myosin complex. Bases 1 to 7197 code for a protein of 2398 amino acids.
AUGCUUCCCUCUCAGUUAAACAGCUCGCCGAAGCGCGCCAGUCUCUUUGGGCGUCCAUCGCCCUCACAGACAUCUCAGUCACAAGGAACAAGACCUAAAUCGGCCAUCAUCACACCUUCUAAUGGAUUAGAAUCAGCAAGAGGUCACCUACGGAAUUCAUCUGUGUCACAACUGUCGCCAACGUUAUCUUCGGCUGGAAACCGGGAACGGUCAAACUCGGCGAAGAACAGUCCAUCCUCGGGAACAUUUGCCCCCAGCUUUAUCAAGUCUGAAGAGCUGCGUCGAGGUGCGGAUCAGAUUCGAGGGGUUGAAGGAGACAAUGACUUCUCGGGAAACAAAUAUGUCUGGCUGCGAGACAAUGAAAAGGCAUUCGUGCGGGGCCUGGUUUUAGAAGAGUUGGAAGGAGGCCGCAUGUUGGUACAAAGCGACGAUGGUGAUCAACGCGAGGUGGACGCGGACCAGGUCGACAAGGUCAACCCAGCCAAAUUCGAUAAAGCGGAUGAUAUGGCGGAACUCACUCAUUUGAACGAGGCCUCGGUGGUCCAUAAUCUCCAUACCAGAUAUCAAUCGGAUUUGAUCUAUACAUACUCCGGGCUUUUCCUCGUGACAAUCAAUCCGUACUGUCCACUGCCUAUUUACACCAAUGAAUACAUCAAGAUGUACAAGGGUCGUGGGAGAGAGGAAACCAGGCCCCACAUCUUUGCCAUGGCGGAUGAGGCUUUCCGGAAUCUCGUUGAGGAGGGCGAAAACCAAAGUAUUCUCGUCACAGGCGAGUCUGGUGCUGGUAAAACAGAGAACACCAAGAAGGUCAUCCAAUACCUCGCAGCUGUCGCGACUUCCGAUACACCUUAUGCGCGGUCCGGUGCGAAACAAAUUACCGGUCUUUCUCAACAAAUUCUACGAGCCAAUCCCAUUCUUGAAGCCUUUGGAAAUGCCCAAACUGUCAGAAACCACAACUCAUCUCGGUUUGGAAAGUUUAUUCGCAUUGAGUUCUCCAGAUCGGGUCAGAUUGCUGGCGCGUGGAUCGAUUGGUACCUACUCGAGAAAUCGCGAGUGGUGAAGCCGAACUCCAAUGAACGAAAUUACCACGUUUUCUAUCAGCUCCUACAGGGUGCUGACCGCAAUACCCGCGAGAAGCUUCUUCUCUCGGACCUUCAAAUUGAGGACUUUGCUUACACAAGAGACGGAAAUGACUCAAUUGUAGGGGUCUCUGAUCAAGAGGAAUGGAACUCACUGAUCGAAGCUUUCCAUGUGAUGAACUUCUCUGAAGACGAUCAGCUAUGUAUCCUGCGGACAAUCGCUGCUGUGUUGCAUUUGGGCAAUGUCAGUGUAGCCAAAGCGAGUGUUCGUGCAGACCAAGCAUCCUUAGCCCCCGAGGGCUACUCAAGCGUGGAAAAGGCCUGUCGACUUCUUGGUAUUGAGGCAGAACCCUUCGUUAAAGGCCUGCUUCAUCCACGGGUCAAGGCUGGCCGUGAAUGGGUUGAAAAGGUCCAAACCCCUGAUCAAGUUCGGAUGGCCCUGGACGCCUUGUCCAAGGGUAUCUAUGAGCGUGGAUUCGGGGACCUUGUCGCUCGAAUCAACAGUCAGCUUGGGCGCUCAAUGGCGAGUGACGAUAAUUACUUCAUUGGAGUCCUCGAUAUUGCUGGAUUUGAAAUCUUCGAUACGAACAGCUUCGAACAACUUUGCAUCAAUUACACGAACGAGAAACUCCAGCAAUUCUUCAACCACCACAUGUUUGUUCUAGAACAAGAGGAAUAUGCUAGGGAGCAAAUUGAGUGGCAAUUUAUCGACUUCGGAAAGGACCUGCAGCCGACAAUUGAUUUAAUCGAACGUACCAACCCCAUCGGUAUUUUCUCUUGUCUCGAUGAAGACUGUGUCAUGCCCAAAGCCACCGAUAAAUCGUUCACUGAGAAGCUUCAUGGUUUAUGGGAUCGGAAGACCCCGAAGUACCGUGCUUCUCGUCUAAACCAAGGCUUCAUUCUCACACAUUAUGCUGCUGAAGUUGAGUACUCGACAAGCGACUGGCUGGAAAAGAAUAAAGACCCACUCAACGACAAUAUCACUCGCCUCUUGGCUGCAUCCACUGAGCCACAUGUCGCGAACUUGUUCUCAGACUGCGCAGACUCAGAUGAAGAUGGUGGUAACCACCCAAGAAGCCGUGUGAAGAAAGGCCUAUUCCGGACAGUUGCUCAAAGGCACAAAGAGCAGCUUUCCAGUUUAAUGGCUCAGCUUCACUCUACGCACCCCCAUUUUGUUCGUUGCAUCUUGCCCAAUCACAAGAAACGACCAAAGAUGCUACACGCUCCUCUUGUACUCGACCAGCUACGAUGCAACGGUGUCUUGGAAGGUAUUCGUAUCGCACGUACUGGAUUUCCCAAUCGUUUGCACUUUGCGGAAUUCAGACAACGGUAUGAAGUUCUAUGCCAACACAUGCCCAAGGGAUACUUGGAAGGACAGAGUGCCGCCCGCAUCAUGCUGGAGAAACUUAGUAUGGAUCGAGCUUGGUACCGUGUUGGUCGAACAAAGGUGUUCUUCCGAGCUGGUGUUCUUGCAGACUUGGAAGAGAAGCGCGACCAGCUCAUCCGCACUAUCAUGUCACGUUUCCAGUCCCUCGCUCGAGGUUUCAUUCAGCGACGUAUUUCGAACAAGCGGCUCUAUCGUGCUGAAGCCACUCGUAUCAUUCAACAGAACUUCCAUGCCUAUCUGGAGUUAAAGGGAAGUCCUUGGUGGUGCAUGUUUUCCAGGAUGAAGCCCCUACUGGGUGACACGAGAAAUGCAAAGGAAGUCAAGAAGCGCGAUGACAAGAUCCAGGAACUAGAAGCCAAGAUGAAACAGGAUAUGGCGGGUCGACAGAAGCUGGACGAAGAGAGACGUCGUACCGAGCUUGAGAUUCAAAAGAUCCAGCAAACCUUGGAAAGUGAACGUGCCCUCGCACUGGACAAAGAGGAAAUCUUCAAGCGCCUUCAGAAUCGCGAAGGAGAACUCGCCGAAAAGCUCGCUGGUGCGAUCGCCGACCAGGAGAGUCUCGAGGAACAACUUGACGAAAUCGUUGAUGCAAAGAAGAAGACAGAUGAACAACUCCAACUUCGAAUAACCCAGCUGGAGCAAGCUGGGCUGAUCAUCCAGACCUUGGAGUCCGAGAAGAACAACCUGCAUUCUCGACUGGAGGAAUUGAACAACAAACUUUCCGAAACCGAGACCCUGUUUUCAGGAAAGGAUGAACAAAUCCAAGGCUUAGACCAGGAGAUCAAGAUGCUCCAAAGCCAUGUCAGCUUGAAAGACCGCAAACUUCAGGAUUUGGAAGCCAAGUUAUUGAAGACUGAUCAAGAUCUCGAGGUGAAGUUUGCAACCACCUCCAAAGAACUUGAAAAGUCUCAAAAGCAAGUUCGCGAUAUGUCAGAAGAGAAUCGGUCAAUUCGUGACCAGAUCGCCGAAUUAUCGACUACUUCGACCGGCUAUGAGGAUCUUCUCCGGCGCAAGGAAAGCGAAAUGGCCGUUCUCCGGAACGAUGUCAAGAAUCAUGAGGAAGAGAAGAAGAGCAUCGAACUCGAGAAGACCUCUCUAUCAACUCGCCACGACAAUAUGCAAGGCCGCCUUCGCGAAGUACAGGCGGAGAGAGAUGCCAUGCGCUCCGAAAAGACUCAACUACAGCGCGAAGCUGCGGACCUCAAGCGCCUUCUUGACGACAAACGAUCAGAAGAUGCGGAGGCCGGAGAGAGCAGAAAGCUGCUGGAGGAGCAGGUGCACGACCUCAAGAGUCAACUCUUCCAGGCUCAAGCUGAUCUCAGCCGGGAGCGUCAAUCACGAGACGACGUCCAGAUGCUCUCCGAGCACAAUCUUGCUCAGUUGACUCACAAAUAUGACGAACUCAACGAGUCCAAGAUUACCAUUGAGAAAGAGAUGUACAUUCAGCAAGACAGUUUGCGUCGGGCCACCGAGGCCAGAAUUGCGGCGGAGACGACACGAAAAGAACUACAGGGGGAGUUGAUCAAGCUUCGUGAACGAUUCACUGACGUCGAGACUGCCCGUAUGAAUGCCGAAGCCGAGAUUGAGCGUAAGAUCAUGAAACAGGCCGAAGAGCGUAUGACGAGUUCCCGCAAGGACCUUGAGGAGAAGGCACGCCAGCUCGAAGAAGUGGAAGCAGAAAGGUCCCAUCUUUCCGUCCAAAUUCAAGAGCUCAUGCAAACUAUCUCAGAAUCCGACAACUUCCGUCUCCGCCAUGACCAACACAAGGAACGUCUAGAGCGCGAACUCGUGACACUUCGGGGCAGACUGACCGCGUCUGAGAAUGAUAACAAAUCUCUGUUGACCAAGAUCCAGCAAAAGAACCUUGACAUCGCCCGAUCAAACUCAAAGGCCAGUGAUAGCAACAGACUCCGUUUGACAAAUCUGCAAAAGGAAAAGGCUAGGCUGGAUGAGGAAACCAAGAAGUUGACUCGCCAGCUGGAAGACUCUCAGGUUCAGAUCACAUCCAUGGAGAAGCAGAAAGAGAAGUUGUCGUUGAGUCUGGAGGAUCUAAAUCAUGAGGUCAACCGCGAACACAAGACCAGUCGCAACGCUGAAAAGGCUGCCUCUACGGCCAAUCUCCAGCUUGCCGAGGCCAAUCGUAAACUUGAGACAGAAAACCAGCUCCGCACUCAAGCCCAAGCCAAUACUCGUCAAACACAGGGCACGCUCGAUCGGGCGAAUAAGGAGAUUGAGGACUUGCACCGCCAACUGAUUCUCUUGCACAAGGUCUUCGAGCCUGAAGCUAGUGAGCCUACACAGUCUUGGGAGGCUGUUCAGCCACACCUGUCGAAACAAAUCGACUUGGCUCAGGUCCUUGAGACUGUUCAGACCAAUCUAGGUGUUACCGAAGAGAAGUACAUGAGAGCCGAAAGCCAGCUCGCUGAAAUGCGCCGACGCCAUGCGGAUGAGAUGAAGGACCUCGAUGCCAAAUACUCAUCCUCUAAGCGUGCCAUGCUCGAGGAGAUCGAUCAGAAUGAAGUAGCCAACAACCGUACCCCCGCUCACUUCAGAAAGAACUCUGAAAAUGCCCUGAAGAGGUUCUCCAAUCCCACCACACCCAACCGACGUUAUAACGUCAACGAAGCCGCGAAUGACUCUGCACGCUCCGAUCGUACCGUUGAUACACAGGGCUAUCAGAGACGAAUGGAUACGGCUGCUGAACUGGAGGAGCUUCAAAACAAGCUUCAGAUGACUGAAAUGCAGAACAAGCAUCUUCAGAGCCAGAUUGAACGCUCCACACCCGGUCGCGAUAUCUGGCAGGAUGAGAGUCCUUCGAUCCGUCGUAUGCAGCUCCUUGAGCGUGAGAACGGUCGUCUCCAUGACCAACUUGAUGACUCUUCCAAGAAGGUCUCCUCUUUGGAGCGCAGCAUUCGCUCCGGAGAGCUGUCUCUUCGUGACGUCCAGGCCAAAUCGCAUGAGGAACUAUACGAUCUCAUCAACUCACAGGAGCAAUCUCGCCGCUCGCUCCUGAAGGUCCACAAUGACACCAUGGCUGAGUUCGGUGAUGCUAAGUCUCAAUUCGAGAAGCUAAAGCGUGCUCGGGCGACAUUGGAAGUUGAACUUCGUGAUGCCCGGUCCGAGGCGCAAGAAUUACAGGUUGGUAGAGAUCAAGACGCUGUCAGCCGCAACCAGCUUCUUCAAGAGUUCUCGGAUCUUCAGAUUCGUCUAGAUGCCGAAUCCUCACGCUCUGCUGAUCUCGAGUCAAGCCUCAUGCUGUACAAGAGCCGCUCGGAUGAGUACUUCAACAAGCUUGAACAGGCCGAAAUCGCUGUCAUGAAGGCUUCGCGUGCCGAACAAUUUGCGAAGUCUCAAGGUCAGGAAGCUGAAGAGACAUGUGCCCAGAUCAUGUCUGAGCGCAAGGAAAUGGAUGCUCUCGUUGAGGACCUGCAGCGACAGACCCAGUCUCUCGAGGCUCGAAUGGAAGACCAGGCUGCCGAGCUUCAAGGAGCCCUGCAGGCUAAGCAGCGUCUCCAGAAUGAGCUUGAGGACUACAGAAACCAGCGAGCCAUCGAUCUUGAGGACAAGGAGACAUCGAUGGAACAGACCAGACAAAAGUACCAGCGAGAGUUCUCUACUCUUAACAACGAACUCGAAAUGGAGCGUGAGCGUGUUCUCAAUGGCCGUGCAGAGACUGCUCGUCUGCGCGAGGAGCUUGAAGACCUUCGCAGCAAAUGGGACAAUGAGGUCAUCAACAGUUCGACUUGGGCCAAGGAGAAGUCCCGCAUGGAUGUGGUCUUGCAGGAUGUUACCAACUCUCGCGACGAGGCGGUCAAUGCUCAUAACGAGGCCCAGAGCAAGGUUGUUUCCCUCUUGUCUCAAGUCCGCACGCUUCGGACUUCCGUUGAGGAUACUACUGCCGAGCGUGACUUGCUAUUGAAGGACAAGAAGAUGCUUGAAGGCCGUCUCGCAGAAGCCGGUGAGCGACUUGAGGAUCUCGCUAAGGGCGAAAGCCCAUCCAUGCGCAACGCUGCAAGCAUGGACCGCGAGUUGCUUGAGCUCAAGUCCAAAAUUGCCCAGCAGGAAGACGUUUCGGCUGCUGCAGUUGGCAAGAUGCGACGUGCUGAUGCUCUGGCCACUGAAAUGCAGAAGGAAGUGACUGCUGAGCGUGAGGCCAAUGCCCAGCUUUUCAAGGAGAAGGCGGCUCUCGAGAAGUCGCUGAAGGAGGCACAACUCCGUUGUGUCGAUCUGGAAACUAAGAGUUACUCCUCUGGUAGCCAGGAUGUUCGCUUUUUGCACAAGCGAAUCAAGGAGCUUGAAACCCACCUCGAUGAUCAGGAGAACAAGCAUAGUUCUGAGCAGCGCUCUCUCCGCAACGUCGAUCGCACUGUGAAAGACCUACAGUCUCAGAUCGAACGACGAGACAAGAUGAACACCCAGCUCAAUGACGAAAUCAACAGAAAUCGGGAUAAGAUCGAACGACUUCUCGGCAACAUUGAGGAGCUCCAACACAACGACUCAGACGCACAGCUACUGGCUCGUCGCGCUGAACGGGAGCUUCGCGAAGAGCGUGAGAAAGCUCUACGACUAGAGCGCGAGUUGGACAGUUGGAGAGCCAUGCGUGACCGAGGCGGCAGCAAUCUUGCCCGCAAGGUCACUUUCAGCGAAAACGACAGCCGUCGUGGUAGCGGUGUCUACACGUCUAGUGACAUUCCCCAAAGACAACCCAGUAACACAAAGGGGUUUUUGUGA